Porites lobata is the source of this 5677-nucleotide messenger RNA. The record is from the annotation of a GenBank genome assembly. NCBI's taxonomy places the organism in Eukaryota, Metazoa, Cnidaria, Anthozoa, Scleractinia, Poritidae.
AUGAUGGAUAUCCACAGUGAAGAGGAGACUGCUCCAUUAAUCUCAAAGGACAGCCCUGGAUCUUCCACUGAGAAUAACCACUUCAAAGGUCGUGGUCAGAAACUGCUGGUUACCCUGUGCAUCCUCAUCACUGAAUUGUGUGAGCGUCUGACAUUCUAUGGACUGACAGCAAAUCUAAUUUUAUUUUGUGGUAGUGAAUUGGGUCUUAAGGCACCCUUGCCAUCAACUAUUAAUUAUCUUUUUCAAGGUUGGUUUCCAGUCAAGCCUCGUGUAAGAGACCACACAAAAAUAAUUUGUAAUGAGAUUUAGUGGCUGCUUAUAGCGAGUGAUUGCUUGCAAGAAUCAUUAACCACAGGGGCUCUCUUCCGAGAAAAGGAUGUCUGGGAAUACUGUUUCUACUUUUUGCAUCAGUUAUAUGGUUCUAUAGUGGCACUCAAAGUUCUUCCCGAACUUUGAGUAGCUUGGUGUACCGUGAACGUUAACAUAUAAAUCGGACCAUUCACCAAGUUGUAGCUCGAAGGGGUUAAAUGAAUGUUAAAACCAACAUCCAAAUAAGUAGUCAUCGGGUCGCUUAUUACAAAUGUACUUCUACAUGUAAGAGGCGUCAUUUACAAAAGGUUCCAAUUUAUAUAGGGCUCUGACUGGGAAAAUUUUGGUGUUUUACAUAGGUGCUUACUAAUGAGGCCUGGUGACUUAUAAGAGGAGGAGAUUCGAUCGUAAAAAUAUAAUUUAAUUAUUGUGUAUUAAUAAACAAUGUUUUUUAGACCGAAUCCAUCAGGAAAUUGAGUCAUUUUAAUUUUCGGUGGACAAAAACCAUAUACCAGAAUAAUUUAAACAAUAUCACAUUCUUUUUUACAUUUUUCGAGGGCUAUAGAUGUAAUAAGUUAUCGGUAAUAAUAACACCAAAGAGAUUUCUUAUGGGAGCCCUAGAAAACGAAUGUCAAAUUUCACAAAGUGACAUCUUACACAUGAAAUUUUCAGAAUUUUACCUGUGUUUCACUUUUCUUGUGAAAUUUGACAUUUAUUUUCUCGGGCUCCCAUGAGAAAUUAUAGUCUUCCGUGUUGUUACACAAUAAAUGAUAAUAAAUUAUAUCUAUAGCCCUUCAAAAAUGUAAAAAAGGAUGCGGUAUUGUUUAAAAUAUUCUGGUACAAGGUUUUUGUCCACUGAAAUUUGAAUUACUCAAUUUCCUGAUGGAUUCCAUCUUAAUAAUUCUAAGGAUACACACUGUGUAUUGGUCAGUAAUAAUCUCUCAGACACUUUGUACCAUUGAAUACCCUCCAGACUAUUUAUGAAGCCCUCCUUUCCUCUUAUUUGUCAUAUGGUAUAGUCGGCUGGGGACAAGCGGCCAAGACUCAUAUGCUAACCAACUAUUUUUGCUGCAAAAGCAUGCCAUUUGAUUCACUUUAAUGUACUUUGUUAUCUUUGCAAUCAUCUUAAUAGUGUGCUUGUAAGCUUUUGACUUAUAUUCUGUAUUCCAGUUAAUCUCAGCAUUGCUUUUAGCACAACCUUUCUUCCGUUCCUUACCUUUGUACAAGUAAUAUACAACGUAUAUGCUUAAAUAACUUUUGUUGACUUGUUAAUUUAAUACCAUUUGGAGUGUGUAUUUGUUUUAUUUAGACACUUCCCUCCUAGACUAUAGCUCUUGCUAUUUGUGGGCAGUGAGAAAAUAAAACUGUAAAAAUUGUUAAUUUAAACUAUUAAAAAUGAAGAUGAUGAUGAAAAUAACCCACUAUCGAUAUGUACCAUUUUGUCAGUGUACCAAGUAGUGCUCAUGGGUAAACCAGCAUCAUUUCAAUGGCAGGAAAACUCAACAGCCAUCAUCAUUCUACUACUUAGUUUUAGUGAGAAUGUGGUAGUGGUAAAGACACGUUAUAUCAAAAUGUUAGAAGUUUUAUUAUUUUGUGAUUGGGAGAUCAGAGGGCUCAAUGAAGAUAUCAGUGCUAACUUUUGUGGUGAAGAAAAUGAAGCUUUCUGGGCUGUCUAUUUUUUGAGAAUAUGCCAAAAAAAACUUUAAAUCAAAUCUCAUACCCGUGGUUGUUCUCGUCCUCAAAUCUAAAGGUCUCUUUUAUAGUAACGCCGUAAGCAGAUCAACAGCAUGUGAUAACAGCAUUUCUUUAAUACUUUUAUUAAUGCUCAUAAUUUUAGGAACAUGCUAUCUCAUUCCUUUGUUUGGAGGAUGGCUGGCUGAUGCACAUCUGGGCCGUUUCAACACCAUUUAUGGCAGUUCUUUGCUUUAUGUUGUCGGGACUAUCCUACUGGCAGCAGUUUCUGUACGAAAUAAAACGCUGGCAUCAUGGUUUGAUGAUAAGGGUUUUGCCCAUGAUCCCACUAUCAGACUGGUUUAUUUUGCUAUCUCUUUGGUAUUAAUUUCAUUCGGCACUGGUGGAAUCAAAGCAAAUGUAUCACCAUUUGGAGCUGACCAAGUUCAAAAAGAUGGGCCAAGAGCAAUCCAAACAUUCUUUAACUGGUUUUACUGGUUUAUAAACAUUGGAUCACUGAUAGCCUUUACAGUGGUUGUGUGGGUACAGCAAAAAAAUGUAUUUUAUGGUUAUGUGAUAACAGCAGGAACAAUGUUUCUUGGUGUAAUUGCCUUCCUCUCUGGCCGAAAAAAGUAUUUAACCAAACCGCCAGGUGGCAGUCAGCUAACUGAUACUGCAAAGAUCAUCUAUGAAGCCAUAAAGAAUCGUGGCUCGGCAAAUGCAGUGGUCUGGUUGGAUAAUGCAAAGAAUACAUGUGGAGGAAAGUAUACUGAGGCAAAGGUGGAAGAUGUCAAAAUUUUGUUAAGGAUUUUACCAGUGUUUGCUUUGUUCAUUGUCUACUGGACAAUUUACUCACAGGUAUAAAUUAUCAAUUUAUCUCAUGCUAUUUGCUAUCUUUUUAAAUAUGGUAGCUAAAACUUGUCUUCCCAUCAACUUAUUGAAUUCCAAAAUAAGGGUCUGGGGUUUAUUAAGACUAUAAUUAGGGGUGUAACGAUUCAUAUUCCUUGUGAUUCGAUUCAAUUUUGUUUAUUGCCUUGCGAUUUUGAUUCGAUUAUGUAAAUGUUUCAUAAUUCUUAUAACAUAACGCGUAAUGUAAACAACAUGCAACCCUAAACCCUCAAUAUGAGAAUAGUAAUGGGGAGAGGACGAUUCACAGUCACUUGGUUCGUUGCCAUGUUUGAGAACCUGAUAAAGAGCGUGUCGCACAUGGUUUGCCUUAUUUGGAAAUUCUCAAGAGGUCAGGUUGAAGGACAGCAUUUUUACCAGGGAACACAAAAUGGAUCAUGAACUGCUAUCGCAUUUGCUCGUCAAUCAAAAAUGCACAUUAAAGAGUUCUUGAUUCUUAUUUUAGAAUAUAAUAACUCACCGAGGGCACCCUGGAAAAGGUACAUGUGCAAAAAUUGAACCAAAAUCGAGACAUGGAAGGAAAGAAUCAUGAAUCGAAACAAACGGUCAUAAUCGCGAUUAAUCGUUACACCACUAACUAUUAUUUUAAAAUUAACCAUCAAAGUCUGUUUUUAAUUUGUCCUUUUUUGCAGAUGCAGAGCACAUUCCUCAUACAAGCCACCUACAUGAGACUGGAAUUUAACGAUUUCACUGUUCCAGCUGCUUCUCUUUCGAUUUUUGAUAUAGUUGCUGUUCUUGCAUUUAUUCCCAUUAUGGAUCAUGUUGUUUAUCCCCUCAUUCAAUUCUGUGGCAUUAGAUUUACACCCCUGCGCAGGAUUGGUGUUGGACUGCUGUUAUCCGCAGCAUCUGUGGUAGUAGCUGGUCUGAUUGAGAGGUGGCGACGACAUGUAUGGCAGGCUGGAGGUGUUUAUAUCCAAACUGUUUUUGACGAAAAACGUGAAGCUUCAACUCUGAAUGUCUUUUGGCAAGUCCCGCAAUUUAUGUUAGUUGGUUCCAGUGAGGUUCUUACAAGUAUUACAGGUGGGAAAACAGCAUUAAAGAAAUAAGAAGCACUUUGUUAACAUUACUAUCCAAGCCAUUUUCAGAAGGAUUUGUGUGGAGUCAUCAGAGCAAACUGGUGAUUACAUGUACUCACCAAUUUGCACUGAUUUUUGGCAAGUGGCCCUUUUUCAUGUUGUUAUUUCUGAAUGUGUUAACCAAUCCAGUAAUUUCACAAAUUUGAAUUUUUGUUACGUCACACUUUUCUUCUCUGAGAAGGAAAAGUAAACAUUUCUAUAAAUGGUGCCCUAUGCUGGGAGUCUAAUACUUGCAUUCCAGUCCUUGCAUUCUAAUUCAAUUAUUGCUGUAUUACAUACUAAGUCAUUGUUAGAACACCCCCAUUAAUCAGUCAGCUAGUCUAUUACAACCUCACCUGGCCAUUUCCCCUUACCCUGCUAGCAAAGGUUUCUCUUAGCAUGCAUGUUUGAAGUUGUUUACACCGCUCAAAGCGAACCACCUCCUACAAACUAACAACCACAGCAGAAAGGAACCUCUGCUAGUUGGGGUUUAUUUAAGUGACCCGUAAUAGAGGGUCGUCACUUGAUUCCAUCUACCAAACUGACAUCCUCCUCUCACAAGACAUUUCACUUGUCUUAUAUGAAAUUUCUUGAUGAAAUGUUCAUAAAAGUCAAAGUGUCUUCAAUUUUUAAGGGAAAAAAAACAAUUUAGGAUACAAUGAGUAGGGUUCGAACUCGGAGCAUCCGAUCUGGAGUGCAUCACUCUAACCCCCACACCAUCGAGGAUUUGGUGACAAAUGCCAGUUUGAUUUAAAUAUAUAACCCUAACCCUAACCCUAAACCUAACCCUAACCUAAACCCUAACCCUAACCCUACUUUGUGUACGAAUCAUUAAUGUGUCAACGUCAGUUUGGCGGAUGGAAAUAAGUGUUGACCGUAAUAGAGGUUUGACUCCACAAUAUGAAACAAGAUGGUGGGCGGGGGGGAAGGGGGUUGAUGGGGGGCUGGGCAUGGGGAAGAAGGAUACAGAUAUUUUAACAAUAAUAAGGUUGAGCAAAAUAUCGUGAUUUGUCAGUGGCAAGCAGAUCAAUUAUUUGCCGAAGCUGAAGACUGAGGCAAGUAAUUGAUCUGCGAGACAGUGACAAAUCACAAUAUUUUGCGAUAACAGAGUUCAAUAAUUAUUUUAUCAUUCGAUCACCGAGUUUGUUUUUUCAUGAAUAUCCACGGGAAGCAAAGCGAUCUGCCAUUUUUAUGCAAGAGCAAUUGCAAGAAGGAGAAAAGCGUGGUUUCUUUUAUGCAUGGGUAGAAAAAAUAUUUUGCAGCGAAACACGGUUGGACGAAGUUGCGCAUGAGCAGGUCGCGUGAUGGGCUCUCGGCCAAUCGAAAGAUAGAAAAAUUUGCUUUGAAUGAUAAUUCCUGUUACUAUACACAUUUGUUAAGUUAUUUUCUUUUUGUUUUUUCUUAUAGGAUUAGAGUUGGCUUAUUCUCAGUCUCCUCAACACAUGAAGGGACUUGUGAUGGGUGCUUUCCUGGUGACGAGUGGCCUUGGAAACUAUGUCGCCACUCUCCUUGUUGUCAUUGUUCGAUCAGCUAGCAAUAAUAAGUGGUAUCCAAGUGAGGAUCCCAACAAUGGAGAACUGGAAAAUUUCUUUUUUCUGUUAGCUGGACUAAUGAUGCUGAACUUUGUGGUUUUUCUGUUCAUUGCCUCCUCCUAUAAAUAUAAGACUGCAACUCGCAGAGAAGAAAUUAACUCAAAUGUUAAGGAUGUAGGCCAAUCUUCUGAUCGUGAUGUGUAA